Molecule: messenger RNA, 753 nt
Organism: Vicia faba (fava bean)
Lineage: Eukaryota; Viridiplantae; Streptophyta; Magnoliopsida; Fabales; Fabaceae
Source: the annotation of a GenBank genome assembly
AUGACGCAAUCUCACUCGAUUCAACCUCUCCUACACCACAGCCACAAUAACAUCAUAACAUCUUCCUCAGCCGCACUAGUACCUCAUAGUCAUAACCCUUCAGUUAAUGGCACAACCACAAACUCUACUGGUGUAGAACUAGAUCUUGAUCAAUCCUCCUACAAGAAACCAUUAUCACAAGUGGUGGUCAAGUACAGAGAAUGCUUGAAAAACCAUGCAGCUGCAAUGGGAGGAAAUGCUACAGAUGGUUGUGGUGAGUUCAUGCCAAGUGGUGAACAAGGUUCCAUAGAAGCACUCAACUGUUCAGCUUGCCAUUGUCACAGAAACUUCCAUAGAAAGGAAAUUGAAGGUGAAACUGAUGAAGAAAACUACCAACAUCACCAUAACUCACCUUUCACCUUCAACUUCAACAGACAACAACAACAACAACAUCACAGCAUGAGGAAAUUCAUGUUACCUCUUCCUGAUCAACCUUUCGGGCUUGGCUACCACCACCCUCACACUACUCCUAACUCUACAUCAGCAGCAGUAACAGGUAACAACAACAAUAUUCUUCCUUCUAGAGCUGUAGCACCACCACCACAUGGACAUGGACAUAUCAUUAUGCCUUUCAACUACAACAUACCUUCUGAAUCUGAUGAGCAAGAAGAACAUGGUAGAACGCAGAGUCAGCAUCAACAGGUAGUGAUGAAAAAAAAGGUUCAGGACAAAGUUUACACAGGAGCAGAAGGACAAAAUGCUGAACUUUGCUGA